UAUGGAUUUUAUAACAGCUCUUCCCUGGUUACGAUGGAUCUCCGAGAUAACAACUUCACCGGUUCCAUUCCAAAUUGGAUUGGUAAUCUUUCAUCAUUGAGUGUUCUUCUUCUGAGGGCUAAUCACUUUAAUGGCAAGUUCCCUGUUCAUUUAUGUUGGUUAGAACAAUUAAGCAUUUUGGAUGUUUCACAAAAUCAGCUCUCUAGUCCACUACCCUCCUGUUUGGGCAAUCUUACUUUCAAGGCAAGUUCCAAGAAAGCGUUAGUGGAUCUCGGAUUUGUUUUUCCAUCAAGGUCUAUAGAAAAAGCUUAUUAUGACACAAUGGGUCCACCACUAGUGGAUAGCAUCAAAAACUUGGAAAGCAUUUUUUGGCCCAACACUACAGAAGUAAUAGAAUUUACAACUAAAAACAUGUAUUAUGGUUACAAGGGAAAAAUUCUCACCUACAUGUCUGGUAUUGAUCUCUCCUGUAACAACUUCUUAGGAGCAAUCCCUCAAGAAUUGGGAAACUUAUGUGAGAUACAUGCAUUGAACCUAUCACACAACAAUCUCGUGGGAUCUAUACCUGCAACGUUCUCAAACCUGAAGCAGAUUGAGAGUUUGGAUCUUUCUUACAACAACUUGAAUGGUGCAAUCCCUCAGCAACUUACUGAAAUUACCACACUUGCAGUUUUUAGUGUGGCGCACAAUAACUUGUCAGGUAAGACUCCCGAGAGAAAAUAUCAGUUUGGGACCUUCGAUGAAAGUAGUUAUGAAGGAAAUCCUUUCUUAUGUGGACCUCCAUUGCAAAACAAUUGUAAUGAAGAAGAAUCACCAUCGCAACCAAUGCCUAAUGAUGAACAAGAAGAUGAUGGUUUCAUAGACAUGGAUUUUUUUCUACCUCAAUUUUGGUAUAUGCUACACAAUUGUGGUGAUGACGAUUGCAGCAGUUCUCUACAUCAAUCCAUAUUGGCGACGCAGGUGGUUUUACUUCAUCGAAGACUGCAUAGAUACUUGCAACUAUUUUGUGGUGGCUAGUUUUCGUAAGUUCUCCAACUUCAGAAGGUGAAUUUGUUUUGAUUGUUGCUGGGAAGGCAGUAGUUCCUUGCUUGUGAGUUAUUGGUCUUGUAUGUCUAGCAAUUGGAUACUUGGUAGUGUACUGUCUCUAUAAUAUUUUGAAAUAAAAAAUAAUAAUAGAAAAUGACAACAAUGCCUUUGAAUGAGUAAA
Molecule: messenger RNA, 1207 nt
Organism: Populus nigra (black poplar)
Lineage: Eukaryota; Viridiplantae; Streptophyta; Magnoliopsida; Malpighiales; Salicaceae
Product: cuscuta receptor 1-like
Exons: 1
Coding region: 34-1017 (327 amino acids)
Molecular function (GO): protein binding
Source: RefSeq, a predicted model, not a curated record